AACAAAAGGGUUAAAGGAAUUGCAAAAUAAUUCAAAAUGAGUAGAAAUAAUUCAGAUUCUAAUGAAAGAUUAUCGAUUGUACGAUCACCGCAAGAACGCAAAGAAAUUCUAAGGAAAAUUAUAAAUGAAGCUGAAUCUCUACAAGAUAUGAUUACUGAUAAUACCAUACAGAGUUUGGAAGUAUGCAUGGAACAAACAGACACCAUAAACUCUGAAACAACUCUAGAAGAAAAAUUACAUAAUCAAGAUGAAAUUUUAAUGGACUCAGAAAUGAUGAGCAUAUCUUCCAAAGUUUUAAAACAAUGUACUAGACAUUUAACAAAUUAUGUAAGCUCAUAUAAUCAUGUGGAAUUUGCCCAAAAACUUGUAAAACAUUUAAGGCAACUCUCUAAUGUUCAAUCAGAAACACCAGAUUGGUCAGUUCUAGAAAGAAAAGCUAUAAAAUGUUUUAAAAGGACACCUCACUAUAGCACAUUAUCAGGUUUUAUAAAAUUUCAUGCUAAAAAUUGUUCUUCUAAUAUUAGGUACUAAUGCAUUUUUUUCCCAGGUACUUUGGCACCAUUAGAAAAGAAGGAAAUUAAUAAAAGGAAGUCGGUAGUUAGAGACGUUCAAGCACAAAUAAGAAAACCAGAGAAUAUUACAACAGUUGAUAAAGAAGAAGAUGGUCCAGAACGAACUGUAAAAAUGAAACAAUUUAUAACGAGAUAUUGUAAAACCCACCGGAAACCUCUUGAUUUCUUCAAAUUAGUUCUACACCCAAGUGAUUUUGGAAAAACCAUCGAAAAUAUUUUACAAAUAUCUUUCCUUGUCCGAGAUGGAAGAGUAAAAAUAACAAAAGACGCAUCGGGAAUACUUCUUGUUCAGCCCAGUACAAAAGAUAUGAUGACUCAAGUGACGGCAGGAAAAAUUCCGAACAUUCAAAAUGUGAUUUAUCUAAAUAUGGAGCAAUGGAAGAUGCUGAAAGACACUUAUCGGUUAGAAAAACCUAUGAUUGAAUAUGACGUAUAA
Habropoda laboriosa is the source of this 1008-nucleotide messenger RNA. It is a transcript of the gene Nse4, whose product is annotated as non-structural maintenance of chromosome element 4. Gene Ontology annotation, cellular component: Smc5-Smc6 complex; nucleus. NCBI's taxonomy places the organism in Eukaryota, Metazoa, Arthropoda, Insecta, Hymenoptera, Apidae. The record is from RefSeq and is a predicted model, not a curated record. Gene Ontology annotation, biological process: DNA repair.